Messenger RNA from Oryza sativa Japonica Group (Japanese rice), 734 nucleotides. Its product is annotated as histone H3.2. The record is from RefSeq and is a predicted model, not a curated record. Gene Ontology annotation, cellular component: nucleosome. Gene Ontology annotation, molecular function: protein heterodimerization activity; DNA binding; structural constituent of chromatin. NCBI's taxonomy places the organism in Eukaryota, Viridiplantae, Streptophyta, Magnoliopsida, Poales, Poaceae.
AAUCCACCACUCAAACCACCCGCAAAUUCACCUUGAGUCCGCUCCAAAUCCAAAUCUCACCUUGAAUUCUUCUCCUUCUCCUCCUCCUUCUCCUCUCUUUCUCCUUCGGUGAGAGAUGGCCCGCACAAAGCAGACGGCGAAGAAGUCCACCGCCAGCAAUGUGCCGAGGAAGCUGCUGGUGAUGAAGGUGGCACGCAAGUCAGCACCGACGAUGGCAGGGCUGAAGAAGCCACACCGCUUCAAGCCAGGGACCGUCGCACUCCGAGAGAUCCGCACAUACCAGAAGAGCACAGAGCUGCUAAUCCGCAAGCUCCCCUUCCAGCGGCUGGUGCAGGAGAUCGCGCAGGACGUUAGGUCCUAUGUUCGCUUCCAGAGCUCUGCCGUGGUUGCGCUGCAGGAGGCUGCCGAGACCUACCUUGUGGGGCUCUUCAAGGACACCAACCUCUGUGUUAUCCAUGCCAAACGCGUCACCAUCAUGCCCAAGGACAUCCAGCUCGCGCGCCGCAUCAGGGGCGAGAAGGCCUAGGUUUGGGGGCAUCAUCUUGUCCAAUCGCGCUUCUUCUGUCUGUGUUCUUGGCUACUAGCACAUUUUUAAAUUCAUGUCCGUAGGUUAGGAGAUGUUUUGGUCAGGUUUGAUGGGUGAACUGGCUUUUUAUUUUAUCCUGUGAUGCUGUAAUCGUUAUGGUUUGCUAAUCUUAAUGGAAAGGCUAUGUCGUUUGGGAUUUCUGAAUGAA